UCAGGGACAAAUUUUAUGAAAUAUUUUUUUAAAUUUUAUUUAAACCAAUCCUGCGCUAAACUCGCGAUUCAUUUAAUAAAAGUGGGUAAAUAUAUAAACAGCCGCAAUUUAGACACGGAAUCACUACUACUCAAUCCUGUUAAAGAAAACAAAAACCGUGAAACAAUGAAUAAAUUUUUGGUAGCAAUUAUGGUCCUGCUAAUAAUUUCAUUAGCAAGUGCCGAAGUAUGUGAGCGUGAUUCUAUGGACAUAGAUGGCACAUGUGUCAAAGUAAUCGGUAAUUCAUGCACUAACCAUGCUGACUGCCGUCGCAAUGACGCAGCAUGCUUAGAAGGCACUUGUCAGUGGGUCCAAAAUUGGCUGACGGAACAAGAUCGCCUUAGAUCGUACGUUGCAAAAGAAUUCAAUGAUGUCUGUGUUUCGGAUUCUCAGUGUCGGGACUUAACCAAUGCGGUAUGCAGAUAUUUCAGAUGCGUUCCUGCCUAGUCUUCCAGAGAAUGUUCAAGCCAAAUAAUUAAUCAACAACGCACUGCUAUUAUUGAUUGUUGCGAUGUUUUCGGUUAUGAAUUAUGGAAUAAAUAAAUAUAUUGAGCAAUA
Microplitis demolitor is the source of this 597-nucleotide messenger RNA. RefSeq lists its product as uncharacterized. The record is from RefSeq and is a predicted model, not a curated record. The transcript is spliced from 3 exons. Lineage: Eukaryota; Metazoa; Arthropoda; Insecta; Hymenoptera; Braconidae. Bases 16 to 486 code for a protein of 156 amino acids.